CACCUCCCCAUAUUUGACAUCAUCUCGUCUGAAGAACUCGACUGCCGUAUUCUCCCUGGACUGGAGGGUGUACUUGACGGUCUGAAUGACUAUUGAAUGUUACGCAUUAUGGUGUGCUAUGGAAGUUGGCGGUCACUGCUGGACUUGUUUGGCGGGCUUUGUUGGCCACGGUUCUGAAAUAGCAUGGCCUGAUGGCUUCAACAAAGGCAUAUACCAUCGAUGAACAACCUUGGAACUCAUGGCGGGGCAUUAAAGGUGCAGGAAAGAAAGCGAAACUCACAGAAAACACUCCCGCAUCCAGCAGAGCACAAACAUAAGAUUUCCUGCUUUUCUCCCUUCAGUGUGUUUAUGAAUGUCAACAUCCGAGCUUUCCAUCGGCAGAUUUAAUGAAACCAAGAUGGACACCAGGGAACAAUUACAGAUCCUACUGUCAGAUUAUGUUGUGGACACACUCAGCUACAUUCAUACAGUGAGAGACUUUUGUGAUAAAGAGUAUAAAUGGACCCUUCAGAGAGAGACAGAGCUCGAGAAGAUGAGAGACAUCAAGGACCAGGCAGACAAAAUCAGUCUUCAGUUUGACCAUGUUAGGCGCUCAGAAAACAAAGCCAAAGCUUUUGGGAUGUACCUGUGGAGUGGUAUAACUCAGGUCACAGCUGACUCCAGAUAUCAGGUGCUGUUGAAAAAACUGGGUGCCAUCCUGAAUGACACUCUUGAGGGGCUGGAGAAACUUGACCACUUCUUGGAUGCAGUGGAGAAGUUAACAGUCACAUCAUUAUUUGUCUUCACUGGACAGAGUUUUCUGCCGAAGGGAGAGAGCCCUGCAAGUGUGCGAGCGGUCAUCACAGCUGCAAGAAUGGCAUGCCCUCUCCUCAUCCACUUUAAAAGAAAUUCAAAAGAUUUCUUCCUUCCUGUACUCAGUAAUGUGGAUGUCUUGGCCUUUCAACUAGACAAAUACAUUCGCAUCACAAAACAGCUUUGUGAACGAAUGGAGAAAAAAUCCAAUAGUGUUUUGUGGUCUGGAGGCUUCCAUGAAUGGAAGAAUGGUGAAGUUGUGAAGUUCAGUUUGAACUUAAGUGAAAACUCCAUGCAAAAAAUGCUUGAUCAUUUAAAAAAGUUAUGGGAAAUAAGGAUGGACCAGCAUACCAGGCUGACAUUCAUGUUUCAGAAAAAUGCUCUGAACUUCAUUGGUUUAUUUAGUCAGCGUCACUCUAGAAUGGAGCAGUUCCUGUCAGAUCUGGAGGGCAAUGCAGUACAACUGGACAGGAUGAAGAUGGGGGCCAGUAUCUCCACUGUGGCUGGAAGUUCAGUGGGGUUAGCAGGAGGUGUCUUGUCCAUUGUUGGUCUCGCUCUUGCCCCUGUCACUGCAGGGGUGUCUUUGGCACUCACUAUAACAGGGGUUAGUCUGGGGGUGACCAGUGGUGUCAAUAGUCUGGUCACAGGCAUUACUGAAGCUGCAGUCAACAAUCACCACGGGAAAAAUGCACAAAGCAUUUUCCAGAGAUACAUGGAUGAUGUGCAGAAGAUUCUAGACUGUCUGGAGAAGGCCAGCAGUAUGGAGCGUUUAGAGGGGCCUAAUGUGGUCGAUAUGUUUGGAGCUGUGAAGUUGAUUGCCCGUGUUGGAGCAGUGGGCAAAAGUAUUGAUGCCUUGGUGGAUGCAGCUUCAGCUGUAAAAGUGCUCAAAAGUGAAGAGGUGAUUGUGACUGUAACCAAGGUAGGGCUUCAGGAAGCACAAAGUGCUCGCAACAUUCCCAAGCUAGCUGCAGACCUGCCUGACAUUGGGCAGCUGGCAAAAGGGACGCCGCUUGCACUCUCAAAGUCUGCUAGAGCUGGUUAUAUAACUUUAAAUGCCCUCUUUAUUGGCUUGGAUGUCUUUUUUAUUUGCAAAGACAGUAUAAGUCUGGCAAAAGGGAGUAAGAGUGAGGCCUCUAAGCUCAUCCGCUCCAGAGCAGCUCUGUGGAAAUCUGAGCUGGAGGCCUGGCAGAUGACUCAUGAUUCCUUAUGCAUAGGAAUAUGGAGGUUCAGGAAGAGCCAGGAAGUUUUGGAGCAGCUCUUUCUGGUGGAGACCUUCAGGAGUUUCAGUUAA
Messenger RNA from Xyrauchen texanus (razorback sucker), 2083 nucleotides. RefSeq lists its product as uncharacterized. Bases 353 to 2083 code for a protein of 576 amino acids. Gene Ontology annotation, biological process: lipid transport; lipoprotein metabolic process. Gene Ontology annotation, molecular function: lipid binding. The transcript has 8 exons. Gene Ontology annotation, cellular component: membrane; extracellular region. The record is from RefSeq and is a predicted model, not a curated record. Lineage: Eukaryota; Metazoa; Chordata; Actinopteri; Cypriniformes; Catostomidae.